GCGUUGACAGACGAAAUGGAACUGCCAGCGGAGGAAGUGCCCCUUCUCGAAAUAAGACCCACGGCUGAGCCAGUGGCAUCUGCUCCUGCGGAUUCAACAUCAGAUGAUCCUGCUCCCGCUGCCGCAGAAGUCAGCGCGUCCAAUGAUGUAGCCGCCGUGCAGGAUAUCGUACCAGCUCCUGCAUCCAUUUCGGAGGACUCUACAGCUGAGGUUGUUGCUGAUAAGCCCUUGGCUGAGACCAAUGGCAAGGCUCUGGUGGAGGCCAAGAAGUUGCCAGAAGUGUCACAGAAAAACGGCAAGGAACUGGAGAAGAAUGGCAAGGAACUACAGGAGGCUGACGAUGGAUUCAAGAACGUAUCCGAGGCUGAGGGUCAGCAGAAGAAACUGCCCUACCCCAAGUCCGUGUUCUUCAUCAUCAGUAACGAGUUCUGCGAGCGCUUCAACUACUACGGCAUGAGAACUGUUUUGGUCCUGUAUCUGAGUCGAGUUCUGGGCUAUUCCGAUGACACCGCCACCGUGGUCUUCCACAUCUUUACCAUGUUUGUUUACUUCCUGUGCGUGUUUGGUGCCAUUAUUUCGGACUCCUGGCUGGGCAAAUUCAAAACGAUCCUUUAUCUAUCAAUGGUGUAUAUAUGCGGAUCGAUCCUGCUGACUCUUGGUGCAAUUGGUCCGCUUAACCUGCCGGUGGAGACGUUUACGAUGCUGGGUUUGGCCCUUAUAGCCCUCGGAUCCGGUGGCAUUAAACCGUGUGUGUCGGCCUUCGGCGGCGAUCAGUUCAAGGUGCCAGAGCAGGUGAAGCAAAUCACCUCGUUCUUCUCGCUCUUCUACUUUUCGAUCAAUGCCGGUUCGCUGAUCUCCACCACUGUCACUCCGAUUCUGCGUGAGGAUGUCUCCUGCUUCGAUGACAUCAACUGCUAUCUGGCCUUUGGUGUACCCGCCGUCCUCAUGAUAAUCUCUGUGAUUAUCUUUGUGCUGGGCCGUUCGCUGUACAAGAUGAAGCCACCGGCUGGCAAUAUGGUUGUUUUGGUAAGCAGCACCAUCUGGACCGCUCUGACGACCAAGUGUAAGGAGAAGAAGACAAAUCCCCGCGAGCAUUGGCUGGACUAUGCCGAUGUCAAGUACGAUCGAAAGCUUAUCGACGAUGUCAAGGUGCUGAUGCGUGUCCUGUUCUUAUAUCUGCCGCUGCCCGUGUUCUGGGCACUGUUCGAUCAGCAGGGCUCCCGAUGGACCUUCCAGGCCACACGAAUGGACGGCGACAUGGGCUCCUGGGACAUUAAGCCCGAUCAGCUGCAAGUGCUGAAUCCUCUGCUUAUUCUGCUCUUCAUUCCCCUGUACGAUGUUGCCUUCUAUCCAGCCCUGCGUCUCGUUGGCAUUUCGCGGCCCCUGCAAAAGCUCACCAUGGGCGGCAUCCUGGCCGGCGUGGCCUUCAUCAUUUCCGGUGUGGUGGAGCUGAAUCUGGAGAAAACCUAUCCCGACCUGCCCUACAGCCACAAUGUCCAGUUGCGCAUCUUCAACACCGAGAACUGCCAGUACCAGCUAUCCGGGACCCUAAAUGGAGAACAGCUGCAACCCUUCCAGGUGCCGCCACUGAAUGUCUACACGGACAAGGAUCUGUAUGUGGAGAACACGGCGAGCCUGAUCUACACGCUGUCCAGCACUGAGGCGGGUUGUGCCGGCUACUCGGGCACCCAGGUCCUGACCCAGAAGACGGCCUGGUCACUGUUCCUUAAUCCGUUGAAUGCCACCAAGACGCAAUAUUGGGAGGAGGACUUUGUGGACAAGCCCAGUGAGAGCCAUCCGCUCAUCCGGAACGUGGCGAACAUUAAUCCCACGUUGAAGGUGGUGUGGCGUAGUGUCUCCAAGAACGAGGUGGCCUACGAUGAUUACGCCAACGAGACACUCCUCACGCGCGUCAACUCAGGCGAAUACGCUGUCUUCGUUGGUGACUCCAAUAUCGGAACCUUCAAUGUCCAUACCGGUGGCGUCUAUACGCUCCUCAUCGCUCCCAAUUCGGCCGGAACAUACACAACCAAUCUGGUGACGGUGACGGAACCCAACUCGAUGAAUAUUCUUUGGCUGAUACCGCAGUAUGUGAUCAUGACCCUGGGCGAGGUGAUGUUCUCGGUGACGGGACUAGAGUUCUCAUAUGCCCAGGCCCCGCCCAGCAUGAAGAGUGUGCUCCAGGCCUGCUGGCUGCUGACCGUUGCCUUUGGCAAUGUCAUUGUGGUCAUCAUUGCCGAGGCCGCUCUGUUCGAGUCGCAGGCCAGUGAGUUCUUCCUAUUUGCCGGCCUCAUGUUCGCCGACAUGCUGCUCUUCAUGGUCAUGGCCUACUACUAUGUGCCGAACAAUCCCAACAAGAGUGACGAAGAGAUUCAGCCGCUGACGGGCGGCGACGCCAAGGCCGAGAUUCCUCCACUUGAGGGCGGUGUCGAGAACAAGGGCAAGGACAUCAAGGAAAGCGAAUAGGGUCGCUUCGUAUUCAGUCUGAUCUAAUCCUGCUCGCUCAGGCGUUGUGUGUAUUAUAUGUAUUUGUAUUUGUAUUUGUAGAUGUGUAUAUGUGAAUCCUUAGUGGCUUCUGUCCAUUCCCAGGCUAAGUGUAAGUGAAGCCCUGACUUGGGGCGACGUUGUUGCAUAUGAAAAGACAUCCAAUUUAGUUAAACUAAUAAAAGAAAAACUAUUGAUAC
Messenger RNA from Drosophila serrata, 2684 nucleotides. Its product is annotated as peptide transporter family 1. Gene Ontology annotation, molecular function: transmembrane transporter activity. Gene Ontology annotation, biological process: oligopeptide transport; transmembrane transport. Gene Ontology annotation, cellular component: membrane. The record is from RefSeq and is a predicted model, not a curated record. NCBI's taxonomy places the organism in Eukaryota, Metazoa, Arthropoda, Insecta, Diptera, Drosophilidae.